Messenger RNA from Lutra lutra (Eurasian river otter), 884 nucleotides. RefSeq names its product tachykinin precursor 3 (gene TAC3). The transcript is spliced from 7 exons. Bases 216 to 596 code for a protein of 126 amino acids. Gene Ontology annotation, biological process: tachykinin receptor signaling pathway; positive regulation of blood pressure. NCBI's taxonomy places the organism in Eukaryota, Metazoa, Chordata, Mammalia, Carnivora, Mustelidae. The record is from RefSeq and is a predicted model, not a curated record.
GGGGUGUGGGAGGGCCAGAGAAGCACCUGCCUGAAAUGCUUCUGGUCUGGCAGUUGAGCCUGAAGGUUUAAAGGGCAAGGAGCUGGUGGGUGAACAAUGAGGAGAACGAGCUGGGACCACACCUACUGAGCUAUAACCAUCAUGGACAUUUUGGUACAAAACAUACACGACAUCAUUCCUUAGUGCGCCCAGCUCCGGAGCUGUUGGAAAGCACCAUGCGGAGGGCCCUACUGUUUGCAGCCAUUCUGGCCAUCAGCCUGGCUUACAGUCUGGGGGCUGUCUGUGAGGACUCACAGGAGCAGGUGGUGCCUGCUGGGGGGCACAACAAGAAGGACUUGGACCUCUACCACUUGCCUUCGUCCUUGCUCCGGAAACUCUAUGACAGCCGCUCUGUCUCUCUGGAUGGAUUGCUCAAAAUGCUUAGCAAGGCUAGCGUGGACCCUAAGGAAUCGUCACUUCCCCAGAAACGUGACAUGCAUGACUUCUUUGUGGGACUUAUGGGCAAGAGGAACAUCCAGCUAGACACUUCUACUGAUGUAAACCAAGAGAAUGUUCCCAGCUUUGGCACCCUCAAGUAUCGCCCCAGUGUGGAAUGAGCACUCCACUUCUGGACCCCUGGGCUGCAACAUGAAGACAUCUGUCACCUCCUUGAAACCCCCACCUGCACGUGCUCCGAUUUCCCUUUCUUUUCUCCAGCCUUGUAACACCCCUGCACUUGGACUCCUUCCCCAUCCCUCUACUCCACAGUGAUGUAGAAACCACAGACUGAGCACCCUCAGUCCCUGUGGGCAUUGACUAUAGAUUCCCCUGGGGUUUCUGGAGUGUCCUCCAUCAAAAAUAUGACGUCUCUCUCUACUCCCCAACAAUAAAGGAUUUUCAAAUAU